AUGAAGCCAGGAGUGCGGCCCCGCAGCCCCAGCGCCAACCCGCUGCCCUGCUGGCCACCACAGCCAGAAGGACCCAGGCCCGCCAAGCGCCCCUGCCUCCACGGGUGCACCUGCCCGGGCACGCAGGCACAGCCAGACCUGGAAGCACCCACCGGGCCGGCCAGCGAGCAGCUCACCACCACCAUGUUCCUGCCUGCUGGCUUUGCCCUCCAACUCCGUCUGGAAGACGUCGACCUGCUGCUGGAGCCCCAGCCUGAUUCGGUCAUGCCAGUGACGCUCCCAGGACACUCCAUCGUCGUGGUGCCCGAGGGUCUCCAGGACUCCGCACAGAGGGCCCAGCCUGGUUUCUGGCACACCAGCCAGCAGGAAAUGCCCCAGGACCACCGGGGCGCCCUCCACCAGGGUUCCUCCAGUGCAUUUCUACCAUUUACCCAAGGCUUGGGAAACUCAGAUGAAGCCUCUCAAGGAGGCUUAGGAGGUUUGGUGAGGCCGACGCCAUGGAUGAACGCCCCAGCCGGCAUGGUCCCGGGGCUGCUUCUCCCCUUCACCGGGGUGCCCAGCCCUUUGUUCCAGGGCCCAGUGCCACGACCCUGGGGCCCAUCAGCCCCUCCUGGUGCAGAGAGAUAUGCUCCCAGCUCCACCUGGAGCCUCAAAGGCAGCGUGCUGUGGCCUCUCCCCAGUUCACCACUGCAGCCUCUCCCUCCAUCGCCUCCUCCUCCAAGUCAUCAGACACAGGAUCCUCAGAGUGCUCAGAAGCCCGGGCGCCCUUGCUGCAAGGCACGGAGGCGACUCUUCUAG
Messenger RNA from Onychomys torridus (southern grasshopper mouse), 798 nucleotides. Its product is annotated as proline-rich protein 23A3-like. The transcript has a single exon. NCBI's taxonomy places the organism in Eukaryota, Metazoa, Chordata, Mammalia, Rodentia, Cricetidae. The record is from RefSeq and is a predicted model, not a curated record. The coding region runs from base 1 to 798 and encodes 265 amino acids.